AUGGCGCCGUACAGCUCCGAGCCUAGCUCGUUUCCCGAUCCAGUCGAUCUCACCCACCACCUAUCACGAAGUACACGAGCGCGUGAGGCUUCCGCCAUCAAGAAGUUUUACAAGUACUUCCAGAUACCUGGUAUUGCACAAUUAGCCGGAGGCCUGCCCAACGACCACUACUUUCCAUACGACACACUCGAAGCCAAGGUUGCACACCCGAAUCGAUGGCAGCCAACGCCAAACAAGCCCGUCGACCCGCCCGCCGAAGACCCCCCAUCCUCUCAAUUAGCCAAGACGUCCAUCAUCCCGCGUAAGGAAAAGACGCCGCCGUCGUCGCGCCUCGUCGUCCCAAAGAACUCCAACGUACCAGACCCUCUCCGCAUGAUCGAUUUGAAGUCGGCGCUACAAUAUGGACAAGCUAUGGGCUACCCAGCCUUGUAUCAGUUCAUUCGUCAGUUCACAAGAGAGAACCUACAUCCUUUUGUACCAUACAAGAGUGGCCCAGAAGUCAUCUUGACCUGUGGCUCUACCGAUGGCUUCUCCAAGACGAUAAUUGCCCUCAGUGAUGAGUGGUCAGCCGAUCACGACCCUGUCGAUGAAAGGCCUGGUAUUCUUUGCGAGGAGUACUGCUACAUGAAUGCUAUUCAGACGUGCAGGCCACGCGGCUUCAACAUUGCAGCCGUGGCUAUUGAUGACGAAGGCAUGAUGGCCCAAGGUCCUGGAGGAUUAGAAGAUGUUCUGGAAAACUGGGACUUUUCAAAGGGUCGCAGACCGCAUCUCAUGUACACUGUCACCAUUGGCCAGAAUCCAACAUCAGGUACCUUAUCAGUCCAGCGACGAACGGAGAUAUACGCCCUCUGCGUCAGGUACGAUGUAAUCAUCAUCGAGGAUGACCCGUACUGGUACCUACAAUACCCGUCUUCUUCGUCUAGCAGCGUUCCCCCAAAGCCUACAAAGUCUUCAGGCUUCGAGUUCCUGGACAGCCUCAUCCCCUCCUACCUAAGCGUAGAUUACCAAGGCCGCGUCGUACGCCUCGACACCUUCUCCAAGACCGUCGCCCCAGGCUGCCGUCUCGGAUGGAUUACCGCACAACCCGCGCUCGUCGAGCGCAUCCUACGCAUCACCGAAACCUCCACCCAGCAGCCCUCUGGGUUCGUACAAUCGAUGAUCGCAGAGCUACUCAUGGGCCCACAAUCCUCCAACGACCCAGGAAAGGGAGGCUCCGCAGACGGCAGCGGCUGGAAAGUUGACGGCUGGGUGCGCUGGCUCGAAGGCAUGCGAGGCAACUACGAACGCCGCAUGCAGCAAAUGUGCGACGUGCUCGACACGGGCCGGGAAGUUGUAAAAGCCGGUCGACGCAAGAGUCUCGUUGAAGUCACAGAUGACAGCGACGACUGGGCUGUAGUCGAGAAGAAACCCAUGUACUCUUUCGUCCGACCGCUGGGCGGCAUGUUCGUCUGGGUACGCUUCGAUUUCUCGUCCCAUCCCCUCGCCAAACAAGUCCCUGGCGCCCGUCUUGCACAGGCUCUCUGGGUCUUCUGGACAACGAAACCUUAUGUUAUUCUCGUUGCGCCUGGAAGUAUGUUUGCAGCCAACGAAGAGAUCAGAGUAAAGGACAGCUUUAACUGCUUCAGACUGUGUUUUGCGGCAUGUCCGGCUGAGGAGGUCGAUGAUAUUAGUAGGAGGUUUGUGGAUGGUGCGCAGGCUUUUUGGCACAUCAAAAGUAAGAGUAAGAUUGAUAAGUUGUUGGAAGAGGAGGAGGAUGCGGUUGCGGGUGUGGAUCAUGUGGCCGGUAUGGCGGUGUUGACGGGGAUGUGCUGA
This is a messenger RNA of Pyrenophora tritici-repentis Pt-1C-BFP, 1812 nucleotides long. RefSeq names its product ARO8, Transcriptional regulator protein. Gene Ontology annotation, biological process: biosynthetic process. Gene Ontology annotation, molecular function: transaminase activity; pyridoxal phosphate binding. The record is from RefSeq and is a predicted model, not a curated record. Lineage: Eukaryota; Fungi; Ascomycota; Dothideomycetes; Pleosporales; Pleosporaceae.